This is a messenger RNA of Melospiza georgiana, 1257 nucleotides long. RefSeq names its product serine/threonine-protein kinase pim-1-like. The record is from RefSeq and is a predicted model, not a curated record. Bases 1 to 1257 code for a protein of 418 amino acids. The transcript has 5 exons. Gene Ontology annotation, biological process: protein autophosphorylation. NCBI's taxonomy places the organism in Eukaryota, Metazoa, Chordata, Aves, Passeriformes, Passerellidae. Gene Ontology annotation, cellular component: cytoplasm. Gene Ontology annotation, molecular function: ATP binding; protein serine/threonine kinase activity.
AUGGGCCGGGCCAUGCCCCCGGCCCGCCCCCGGCCCCGGGCGGGGCUGCCCCGUGCCCGGCCCCGGCCGUCCCGCCGCGGUCUCGCCUCCGCCCGGCUCUGGCUGUACUGGCGGUGGCGCUGCUGGGCGAGCAUCAGUGCCUUGGGCGGGGGCGGCAUCGCCGCCUUUUGCCUCCGCCUGGCCCGAGCCCGGCCCCGGCCCCGGCCCCGGCCCCGGCUCCUCCCGGGGCCCGCGGAGCACACACGCGGCGCGGCCGCUCCCGCCGCCUCCGCUGCGGCUUCCCCGGCCCGAGCUCCGCCGCUCGGCAGCGCGGCCGCCGGCCCCGAGCCUCCCGUGCCGCGUUCCCGGGAGCGAACGCCUGGGCAUGGCCGGCCCGGGGCGGGUGAGGGGCGCUCGGGGGUCGUUGCUGGCCCCGGGCCGAGCGCUGACAGCCGCGUCCCGCCCGCAGGGACGGCGCAGGAGGCCCUGCAGGAGCGGUACCGGCUGGGAUCGCUGCUGGGGCGCGGCGGCUUCGGCAGAGUCUUCGCGGCCACGCGGCUCUCGGACGGCGCCCCGGUGGCCAUCAAAAGGGUGCCACGGAACCGCGUCCGGCACUGGGGCGAGCUGCCCGACGGCACCAGCGCACCCCUGGAGGUCGUGCUGCUGGCCAAGGUGUCCACUGGCUUCCCCGGUGUGGUCCAGCUGCUGGAGUGGCUCGAGCUCCCCAACUGCAUCGUGAUGGUGCUGGAGCGGCCAGAGCAGUGUCAGGAUCUGCAGCAUUUCAUUGGGGCACGGCAGUUCCUGCCCGAGGAGGAGGCGCGGGAGCUGUUCCGCCAGGUGCUGGAGGCCGUGCGGCACUGCACCAGCUGCGGGGUCCUGCACCGGGACAUCAAGCCAGAGAACAUCCUGGUUGACCUGGACACCGGGCAGGCCAAACUGAUUGACUUUGGCUGUGGCACCUACCUGCAGGACACAGUCUACACUCACUUUGCAGGAACACUGUCCUACAGCCCCCCGGAAUGGAACGACUUUGGCUGGUACCAUGGCGAGCCAGCUACCAUCUGGUCCCUGGGCAUCCUGCUGCACCAGAUGGUCUGCGGGGAGCACCCUUUCAGGAGGGGCCAGAACCUCAGCUGGGGCCAGCUCCCGCUGCCACAACGGCUCUCUCAAGAGUGCAAAGACCUGAUCAGGUGGUGUUUAUCCGUGAACUCCUUGGACAGACCCGCACUGGAAGACCUGUUCUGUGAUCCUUGGAUGUGGGAUAUUCCUCUGCCAUAG